ACCCAUCCUGGAGUCAUUGUGAGGAUUAAAUGAGUUCCUAGUUGUGAAGUGCUUUGUACAGCAGCUAACAUUCUACAUGUGUCAGCUACUAUUUUACCCAGGAGAAAGCUUUACAGGGUACUUGGGUAUCUCUAACAUCUGGCACCUGCUAACCUUCUAUGUUACCAAGAGAGCAGGCAACACUGUCCAGCUGGAAUUUAGUAACAUUUUGUUCUGGCUUUAUUCUUUAGGCUCUCUUCUGUCAUGGCAAGUGAUACUGGCCUUCUAGUUACAAUAUUGAUAUGGGUAAACUGUAAAUUUAAAGCUUAAAGAAAAACUUUAAUACUAAUGAGAUUUGAAGAUCUGACAAAAUUCUUCAAGGCGGUACCCAGUGUCUGGAGUGUGGCAAACCUGGUGAGCUCAUGCUCCGCAUCUUCUCUGAGCUCAGGCAACAGGACAGAGCACACUCCACACCAGCGGGCUGGCAUUCCUCCACCUCGCCUUCCUGUCUCCUCCUCAGUCCCACGGUAACUGCCACCUGCUUUCCCUUUUUGCCCUGUUAGAUUCUCGGCGGACUGCCAAAGCCACCCUGGGUCCCCUGAGCCCUUUCUGGGGCGGGCCUUGGCAGCAGAUGAAAGACUGACGGCCACCCUUUAUCUCAACCUCGUGACCCGGGCUAGCGGGCUCGGGCCCCAGCGGGGCGGGGGAUCUUGUUGACCGCGCCCUCUGCCCUAUGGCCUGACCCUCCUCAAACUCCCUCCGCGCCCCCGGCCGCGCCCCGCCCCUGGCAGGCCCAACCCUGCCCCGGGGCAGGUUAAGAGCCCCCAGAGCCGGGAGCUCACAACAGACGGUCACUCGAGGGGGGGCGAGCAAGUUUGGUUGUCAUGGCGACGACACUGUUGGCCUGGACCCUGCGGGCUGCAGCAGGCGGGAGGCUGCGCGGCCCGAGAGGCACUGAGGGCGCCCGGGGGCUGAGCAGCAGCGCACAGCGGCGGGUGGCCAGGGGCGCCAGCCCGGGACGCUGGCUCAGCACCGCCUGGGCGCCGGCCCAGCCCGCACGGGAGGAGGCCCAGAGUGCUGAAGACGAUGCCCACUCACCUGCCACGAAGGAGCCGCCGUGGACAGAGCCCCCCGUGCCCCCGGUGCCCCCCGGUCCCCCUGGGCGAGUGGCCGGCCGCUCGCUGGUGCAGCGGGACAUCCAGGCCUUCCUAAACCAGUGCGGGGCCAGCCCCGGGGAGGCGCGCCACUGGCUCUCGCAGUUCCAGACCUGCCAUCACUUUGGAGACAAGCCCUUCGCUGUCAUCGAGGUGGACGAGGAGGUUCUCAAGUGCCGGCAGUCGGUAUCCAGCCUGGCCUUUGCCCUGGCCUUCCUGCAGCGCAUGGACAUGAAGCCGCUGGUGGUGCUGGGGCUGCCCAAUCCCACGGCUCCCUCGGGCUGUCUUUCCUUUUGGGAGGCCAAGGCACAGCUUGCCCAGUGCUGUAAGGUCCUGGUGGACGAGCUGCGGCACAAUGCCGCCACUGCCGUACCUUUUUUUGGCGGCGGUUCGGUGCUGGGCGCUGCUGAGCCAGCCCCUCAUGCCAGCUAUGGUGGCAUAGUCUCGGUGGAGACCGACCUGCUACAGUGGUGCCUGGAGUCGGGCAGCAUCCCCAUCCUGUGCCCCAUCGGGGAGACGACCGCGCGCCGCUCUGUGCUCCUGGACUCCCUGGAGGUGACCGCGGCGCUGGCCAAGGCGCUGCAGCCCACCAAAAUCAUCUUUCUGAAUACCACAGGCGGCCUGCGCGACAGCAGCCACAAGGUCCUGAGUAAUGUGAACCUGCCUGCCGACUUGGACCUGGUGAGCAGCGCCGAGUGGGUGCGCACCAAAGAACGGCAGCAGAUGCGGCUCAUCGUAGACGUGCUCAGCCGCCUGCCCCACCACUCCUCGGCUGUCAUCACUGCCGCUAGCACGCUGCUCACGGAACUCUUCAGCAACAAGGGGUCCGGGACCCUGUUCAAGAACGCCGAGCGGAUGCUGCGAGUGCGCAGCCUGGACAGCCUGGACCAGAGCCGCCUAGUGAACCUGGUCAACGUCAGCUUCGGCAAGGAGCUCCGAGGCGACUAUUUGGCUUCGCUGCGCCCGCGGCUGCACUCUGUCUACGUCUCUGAGGGGUACAACGCAGCCGCCAUUCUGACCACGGAGCCCGUACUGGAGGGUACUCCAUAUCUAGACAAGUUUGUGGUGAGCUCCAGCCGCCAGGGUCAAGGCUCCGGCCAGAUGCUGUGGGAGUGCCUGCGGCGAGACCUGCAGACGCUUUUCUGGCGCUCCCGGGUCACCAAUCCCAUCAAUCCCUGGUACUUCAAACACAGUGACGGCAGCUUCUCCAACAAGCAGUGGAUCUUCUUCUGGUUUGGUCUGGCUGAUAUCCGAGACUCUUAUGAGCUGGUCAACCAUGCCAAGGGGCUGCCGGACUCCUUCUGCAAGCCAGCUUCUGACCCAGGCAGCUGACCCUCACCACCAGCCCUGCAGGCCCUGGGGCAGCCAGGGUGGACCAAAAGUCAUGCCUGCUGGAGGUGACCCCAGGCAGCCACAGGCUGGACCAGGCUUGUUGGCUGAGUGAUCUGCAGAGGAGGAAGACACAUUACUCUUCCCAGAGGGGGCACCCAAGUGGGGACAAGCACAGGAAGGAGAAGGGCCUGCUCAAGAUCCCCCCAGUUGCUCCAAAGCCACAACCAAAUGGCCUUCAAUUUUCAGUCUAGGGAUCUGGGAUUGCACGGAGAGGGAGGGAGAGGGGGAAGGGAAGGAGGGCUUGCAUUUGAGGGCUCUAUUCAGGGUUAACCAUAAGGGUGGGCCAGUUUCUGUGGCCUCUGUGUGAUUUUGAGGCUCCCUUGCCCAAAAUAUCACCCCUGUCUGCCUGAUAUUCCACCACUCGUUCUAAUUCCUUUGGGGCUUGCAACUUUUCAGGAGGCCUUGAUUAAAACACAAAUACUUG
This is a messenger RNA of Manis javanica (Malayan pangolin), 2949 nucleotides long. RefSeq names its product N-acetylglutamate synthase (gene NAGS). Gene Ontology annotation, biological process: L-arginine biosynthetic process; glutamate metabolic process. Gene Ontology annotation, molecular function: L-glutamate N-acetyltransferase activity, acting on acetyl-CoA as donor. Gene Ontology annotation, cellular component: mitochondrial matrix. Lineage: Eukaryota; Metazoa; Chordata; Mammalia; Pholidota; Manidae. The record is from RefSeq and is a predicted model, not a curated record.